UUUUCGCGGAAUAGCAUCACGCGCUAGUCAACGUGAGCAAACCGUUUGUUCGCUGCAUUCAGUAGUAUUUCAGAAGUUUAAGGUUAAUCUUAUACACCACAAUUCACCGCCACGAGAAAUACGCUGGGAGAGAACAAACAUUACACUGUCGGGAAAGUUUGAGAAGCUGGGAAAAGUGAAGCGCUGCUGCGGUUGGAUGUACUUUUUUUUUUUUUUUUUUUUUUUGGCUAAAACUGUCGGCUAGCCUGGGUUUAAGAAGACUCCGCAAGAUCGUCAGGAAGGAAAACGAUUUGCCACUAAAGCUACACUGAUCAAGAUUUGUGUAAAUUUCAUCAUCUCCUGUAAAUAUCAUACACCAUUCCAUUAGCAGUAUUGGUGAGAAGUGGCAAAUCAUGGGUUGCUAGAAUUUACGAGAUUACCAAAAUGUUUUCAAUCGAAGGACUCCCUAUACAAGGAUCCAAUGUUACAGUUCUGAUAACCAGGGUCAACUUGCAUCCCCUUUGUGUGCUUGUGGAGUUUUGGGGAAAAUUUUCUGAGCGGAGGACAGAAGAUUAUGAGCGCCUAGCUAAAGAUAUUCAGUCUCCUGGAAAUGCAUUUCAAAACUUGGAAGGAAGUCCUGGUGACCAAUGCAUUGUUCAGAUAGAUGAUACUUGGUACAGAUCCCGCAUAGUUUCAAGAAAUGGCCUCGAGUACAGUGUCUUCCUUAUUGACAAAGGUAUGACAUAUGUCACCACAGCUAGUAACCUGGCAUGGGGUAAGAAAGAGCAUUUUCAGCUGCCCUCUGAAGUGGAGUUUUGCCUGCUAGCCAAUGUGCUACCACUCUCACAGGAGAACAAAUGGUCUCCAGUGGCUCUUGAAUUUUUGAGAACUCUCUGUGGGAAAACUUUGACGGCACAUGUGCAAGGUGUACUGUUGACUCACAGAAUAUGUAUCCUGCACAUCCCUGACAUAUCCAAGCAAAUGUAUGAAAUGGGAUUUUCCAAGAUCCCGUCUCCAGACCUGUUCCAGGAAUUUGUGCUUAAGUCACUUCAGUCUCACAGUAGAACUGAAAUAUCUCCAGAGGUCCAGCAGGUCUGCAGGGAAACAGCUGAACGACUGCAUAAGCAAGAGCUUUUCAUGUACCCGGAGCUGCCAGAAGGAACUGUGGAGACUGUCAUCGUGACAGAGGUGACAAAUCCACAGCGAAUUUUUUGCCAGUUGAAGGUCUUCUCACAAGAGUUGAAGAAACUUUCAGUGCAAAUCACAAAGACCUGUGAAAGCAGUAAAUCCAACUGCAUCAUUUCCCAAGAAAUGAUUGGAUUUCCAUGUGCUGCAAAAGCAAGUGACGGAAAGUGGUACCGCUCUGUUCUCCAACAGGUUUUCCCAGCCAAUAAAGUGGUGGAAGUGUUGAAUGUUGACUUUGGGUCAAAACAGUUUGUUCAAAUGGAUAAUGUAAGACCGCUGACUGCAGAGUUCUUCAGGAUGCCAGUUGUCACUUACGUCUGCUCCCUCCAUGGAAUCACUGAUAAAGGGAUUGGAUGGACAACCACACAGAUUGACUAUCUCAGGUCCCUCCUCCUGUACAAGACCUUGAUUGCUAGAUUUGAGUACCAAAGCAUCUCUGAGGGUGUUCACUAUGUCACCCUGUAUGGGGAUAAUGACACAAAUAUGAACAACUUGUUUGGUUCCAAGGAGAGCAGUUUGCUGCAGUGUGAGAAAACCCUUGGAGAUUAUGCCAUCCGUACCGCUGCGAACAACCGCCAACAUCCAGCCCAAGAGGAAGAAAAGACGUUAACUCCUGGACUGGCUAUAAAAGAAGUAGAGAAGUUGCCUGCUGAAGAACUUGCUUUAAACUCCUCACACGUGGCAGUUGUUCAGCAUGCAUCCAAUCCAUCACAGUUUUGCACAAGUUGGAUGGCUGAGAUACAGACAAAACCCAAAGCCAAAAAUACCUUACAAACUGCCAUUGUAAGUAAAGCCCAACAUCCAGAUGCCAAACUGCCAGGUGUAUGUAGGAAUAGUGGAAUAAUUUCCCAAACCCAAACCACGACUGACUUUGUCAGCAAAGAGAGAAGAGUUGCUACCUUUAAGGAGUAUAUGUUUCAGAUUGGGAGUGUCUUUGACGUCAGUGUGUCCUACAUUGACAGCCCAAAUGACUUCUGGUGCCAACUGGUACAAAAUGCAGGGCAUUUGAAAUUGCUUAUGCAUGACAUACAGGCUCAUUAUGCAGGCAGCGAGUUUCAGCCUCAUGUAGAAACCGCUUGCAUUGCUCGUCACCCUCAGAAUGGAAUGUGGUACAGGGCACUUGCGUUUCACAAACAUGAAACACCUCAUGUGGACGUGUUGUUUGUAGACUACGGCCAGACAGAGACGGUCUCGCUCUAUGACCUGAGGCGGAUCAGUCCAGAAUUCCUGACUCUGCAUGGUCAAGCCUUUCGAUGCAGUCUGCUAAACCCCCUUGACCCUGCAUGUGCCAUACAUGAGUGGAAUAAAGAAGCAGUAGCAAGGUUUGAAAAGUUUGUGGAAACUGCUGCAUCCGACUUAAUGAUUUUGAAGUGCACUGUCUAUGCUGUCAUGUACAGUGAGCAGAAAAUAGUUUUCAACAUUGUGGACCUGGAAACUCCCUUUGAGAGUAUUUCCACCAGUAUGGCCGAUCUGGUCAAAAGUUCACCUCCAGAGAAAGCUGCUCGCCCGUCUUUCUGCAUGAACACACAUUAUUACUCGACACAUAACAUCAAAAUAGGGACAGAGGAAGAGGUGACAGUGACAUAUGUGAACAAUGCCAAUCAGUUCUACUGCCAGCUUGAGAGGAACACAGAUGUGAUAAAAGAUCUCAAGAUGAAAGUGAACACUCUCUGCCAACAGCUGGAGAAUGUAAAGAUUCCACCCGUCUUUGGAACAUUGUGCUUUGCAAAAUACACUGAUGGGCAGUGGUACAGGGGUCAAAUCAAGGCCACAAAGCCAGCAAUUCUCGUUCACUUUGUAGAUUAUGGUGACACUAUUGAGGUGAACAAAUCUGACUUGCUACCAGUUCCCAGGGAGGCAAAUGACAUAAUGACUGUGCCUGUGCAAGCUGUGGUGUGUGGUCUCUCUGACGUCCCUGCAAAGGUUCCGAGUGAGGCGAACCGUUGGUUUGAGACAACCGUGACGGAAUGCAAAUUCCGGGCGCUAGUGGUGGCCAAAGAACCUGAUGGUAAAUUGGUGGUUGAACUGUAUCACAGAAACACUCAGAUCAAUGCAAAGAUGAAGGAAAUGUUUCAGAUUGUGGUGCGUCAAAAGCAGGCUGUCUACCAAGGUCGUAAACCACUUGAGACUUCUGCAAAUAAUGCACCAAGGAGAACAAAUACCGAUCCACAACAACCCAUAGAUAUGAAAGGUCAUUCACAACCCCUAAAGCAAAAUCAUUCCUUUGCUCCAAAGUCUUUGCAUAGUGUUUCUGAAAACGAUCAGAAGGCCAGAACUGAUCCACAAGAAUUGUACAGACCUCCAAAGCAAAGACAGUCAUGUGCAAGAACUCCAAGUAAUGAUUCUGUGCAGACUGGUGUCCAUUUCAAACCAAGACAAAAAGAUGUCUCCAAUGGUCGAGAUCAAGUCCACAUGAAGUCCACAUCUCUUGGCACAGAAACUCAGAAGGAAAUUGAUACUGAACGGCUCCCAAAACUUUCAGACCUGCCCUCAAGAUCUAUUAUGCCUGGUAUGGCGGCCGAUGUUUACAUCUCACACUUCAACAGCCCAUUGAGUUUUUACGUGCAGUUUGUCAGAGAAGAGGAUGAAAUAUUUUCCCUCGUAGAACAACUCAAUGGUACCAAAUCAAUCCCCAAAACCAAUGUUGUGAAAGAGGUGCACCCUGGCGACCUUGUUCAGGUAGUGUUUGCAGAGGAUUCAUCGUGGUACAGAGCUGUUGUAAAAGAAAUCCAUGACAACACUAUGGCUCUGAUUGAGUUUGUUGAUUUUGGAAACACAGCUGUGACCCCAAUUUCCAAAAUAGGCAGACUCCAACAGUCCUUUUUGGAAUUACCCAUUUACAGCACACACUGUAUGCUGAGUGAUGCUGCAGCAAUUGGAAAAGAGGGAGUGCUUGAUCCAGAAGUGGUAUUGGCUAUCAAAGAAGACCUCGGUGGCAGUGAAGAAAAAGUGUUCAAAUGUCAGUUCAUCAGGCAGAUGGAGUCUGUGUGGGAAGUCCUUCUUGAACUCAAUGGAGUGGCUGUUGUGUGUAAAGUGCCUUCUGGAUGUUCACCUGACAUCACCUCAAAGAUGCUUGAAGAAGUGAAGGAAGAUCCCCACUCUCUGUGUUACAGACAACAAGAGUCUUUCGAAGGUCAGCAGUUGGAGGUAUACAUCUCAACCCUAAAUGAUGAUCAGACCUUUUGGUGUCAGUCUGCUAAUACGGACAAACUUGACAAGAUAACAUUAAGUGUCGCUGAAGUUGGGGAUGCUGCAGAUCACAAACACGUUGACCCUGGUACUCUUUUCCCUGGCAGCCCAUGCAUUGCUCUCUUUUCAGACGAUCAGCUUUGGUACCGAGCAGAGGUCAUUGACAAAAAUGGAGACGAGCUGUCAGUUCUCUAUGUGGACUAUGGAAACAAGUCCCAAGUCAACAUUACCAACGUGAGAGACGUGCCCCCGCCCUUAAAAGCCAUUCCGCGACAGUCAUUUUUGUGUGAGCUUGAUGGCUUUGAUUCUUCAUGUGGAUCCUGGGACAGUGGUGCAGCAGAUGAAUUGUCCUCACUUACAGCAGACAAGUUAUUACAGCUGACUAUCACUAAAGUAACAAAAACAGAAGGAAAAGUCAAAUGGAUUGUGCAGUUGGAAUGUGAAGGCCAGGUGAUAAAUGAGGCAAUGAAAACCUGGUGGAAGUGCCUCACAGCAGAAGACAAGUCGGCUACAUUUGGACUGACUGCUUCAACGCAGUGUGAUUCAAAUGAGGUUGCACUACCAGAGGAUAAACAAGAACAUCCCAAUAUCCAAGAAGUAGUAGAGGCAGAUUUCCCUGUGUCUUACGCUCAUCUAGAGAGAGUCUGCAGUGAAGAGCAUAGUGCUGUUGAAGCUGAUCCGCACGGCACAGAUGAGGACCCAAAAUUAGCAAGUAGUACAAAUAACAGCAUAUGCUCUGAAGAUCCUCUAUAUACUGAUGCUGGCCCAGAUUCUCCUUUGGAUGAGAACUUUAUAAAGACCACGGAUGAGGCAGAAACUGACAACAAGGCUCUACCUGGAACAAUGAAUACCUCUAACAACAUCAGAAAUGAUUCUGAUCCGGAUAAGGGAAGGGAUGAGAGAAAAGUUGCUGUUGCUUCUGUGACCUGUAGGAAAGCUGUUAAAAUGGUCCCCCGCAAGGCUUUUAGUCCUAAAGACAGGGCUGAUCUUCAUGAAACAUCUGAUACAGCAUUUAAAGUCUCAGAACAGGCUGAAACGGUGCUGUCAUCCUUUGUUCUUCUUGUACAACAGUGCGAGGCCCCCACAGAGCAGGAGAUUGGAGAUGGUGUCACACAGGACGAGAUGUACUGUGUUACCACAGUUGAGAAUGACUCGAGAGAAGACAAUACCACAGAUCCCUUCCAGGAUACCUGCACAGCCCUGCCAGAAGACACUCAGACAGCCGCCACUGAGCCACUCACCUGUGCAGUUCUCUCUCCAGAAACGGAUGAUGAUGUUGGAGAAGUGACCUGUCCUGUUGAAGAGACCUGCUCGACUGAUGUCUGCACAGAUCCAAAAGAGCUAAGUGAUGAGGAUGAAGUGGCUAGUGCAAGGGAAGAUGUUCAGAACAGUGGGACAACAGAGGAAAUGGUUUCUCAAGAAGAUGCUGAUCCUCAGACAAAAGAUGAGCUGUGUCACACAUUAUUAGAUGAGGUCCAGAAUGAUUCACUUGAAUCUCCUUCACUGAACGUAGGGGCAAUUGGAGAUGUUGCCCCACUGAAUGAGAUGCCAUGCGUUUCCAUUCCUGACACGGAUAGCUUGAUGCCUGAAGAUGAGAUCUCCUCUCUUCAUGAGGACAGUCUUUCUGACCUGCCAUCUGAUAAAGAGCUGCCUUCUCCAGACUUGAGUAACCUGGUUGAAGAGGUAACCUGUCGUGUUGGAGAGAUCAGUUCGACUGAUGCCUCUCAAGACCGCCCACAAGAAGCUGAUGCAGUGGCAGUUGACAAUCAGCAGCAGGUUCAUACUCCUCUACAACCAAACAAAGAUUUUGACGAUGUUGUUCUGAUGGAAGACAUGUCCUCUAUUGCUGACGACAGUUUUGAGGCACAGUUAUCAGAUGUAACUCAUCUCUCUCUGCUUAUCAGCGAGAUUUCUGCUGCAAAUGUGGCUGCUGAGCAGCAGCCUGAGGAGUAACAACUGUAUGGUUCCUUUUCAUGACUGAUGUUUAUCUGCUGCGUAUGGUUUACCUUCUCUCAAACAUUUUUGGUUCACUUAUCUGUUGGUUCUGAGUGCUCAGCACAAGUCUCGAUUUGUUGAUCUGACCCAGCGGUUCCUUCCUUCUUUAAGAUGAUCUGCGGUUUGUUCUGUUUCCAGUGUUGGUUCUUGGUAUCCAGGUGUUUCCCCAGUGUUGCUACAUUUGAUCUGUUCUGAUAAACUGCCUCACAUUUCUUUUGGAGUUUUGAAUCUUCUGUUUACAGUCUAAAUAUUGAUUGCAGUAACUGUAGAGUGAAAUGCAUGAAUGUUUUCUGUAUUUGUUACAAUUAUUUGCAUGCAGUGUGUUUCUGUUGGCAAAAUAAAUAUCAGUA
Molecule: messenger RNA, 6698 nt
Organism: Mugil cephalus (flathead mullet)
Lineage: Eukaryota; Metazoa; Chordata; Actinopteri; Mugiliformes; Mugilidae
Gene: tdrd6a
Product: tudor domain containing 6
Exons: 20
Coding region: 424-6306 (1960 amino acids)
Source: RefSeq, a predicted model, not a curated record